UUUCACCUUAUAUUCUCCUUUCCCAGUUUCUCAGAGUUUCAAUGGCAUCUCAGAUAAAUGAGACAAUGUUGUGGAUGCUGCUUGUUUUCUUGGUGCUAUCAAACAUGCAACAACGUUGUAAUGCAGAUGGGAAGCCACAAGUACCUUGUCUCUUCGUUUUUGGGGACUCUUUGUCGGAUGAUGGGAACAACAACAAUCUUCUGACUUUGGCAAAAGCCAAUUAUCCACCCUAUGGUAUUGAUUUCCCCAUGGGGUCUACGGGAAGGUUUACCAACGGUCGUAAUAUCGUCGAUUUCAUUGCUGAAUCUCUGGGAUUUGUCAAUUUCAUUCCACCCUUCGCUACUGCUAGAGGCAGGGAAAUACUCAAAGGUGUCAAUUAUGCAUCUGGCGCAGCGGGAAUUCGCAACGAAACUGGACAAACCCAGGGUGAUCGGAUAAGCAUGGAUAGGCAGUUGAAAAAUCACCAGAUUACGGUGUCGAAGAUCAAGCAGAUGUUGGGAAAUCAUAACAAAUCAACUGCAGAGUACCUAAGCAAGUGCAUAUAUGUUGUUACAAUUGGUAGCAAUGACUAUCUUAAUAACUACUUUUUGCCACAGUACUACCCAACUAGCACCAUUUACACCCCACAGCAAUACGCUGUCGUUCUCAAUGACCAAUUAUCUCAGCAAUUAACGAGUUUGUACAAGUAUGGGGCAAGGAAAUUUGCCGUUUUCGGGCUGGGCGCGAUUGGGAGUAUUCCAUUCAUACGGAGCUCAUGUGGAAGUGGAACAAAUGGCUCUGCCUGCGUGGACAACAUCAACAACGCCGUUGAACUUUUCAAUGUUGGGCUUAAAUCACACGUGGCUGCUCUCAAUCACAAUCUAACCGGUGCUUCUUUUAUCUUCAUAAACUCUACUGCAAUCGGGUCGACCAGUCCGCUUCUUGCUUCGUUGGUUUCCAAUGUUUCCUGCUGUAAAGCGUCGAGCAUUACUGGGCAGUGCGUCCCAUUCGGAAGUACAUGCGGUAACCGGAGCCAAUAUGCAUUUUAUGAUUCAAUCCACCCCACUCAAAUUGUUGCUUCGGUGUACGCGGGAAGAGCAUACAAAGCUGAGUCUCCAAGUGAUGCUUAUCCAUUUGAUAUCAGCCACCUCGCACAACACUGAUACGGGAACAAGAUUCUUGUUUCAAUUCUAUAAUAUAUAAAUAAUCAUUGCUUGGAUUUUAGUUCUGAGUGUCCUGAAAAUAAUACCCAUAAUAAAGAAAUAAUUAGAUUUUUUUUGUUCUAAAUUGUCACCUAAAUGCAACACACAUGGAGACAAAUUUUCUCUAUUUGAAAUAAAAUUGAUACUAUUUAUUUUAUGAUUA
Messenger RNA from Corylus avellana, 1344 nucleotides. RefSeq names its product GDSL esterase/lipase At1g29670-like. Lineage: Eukaryota; Viridiplantae; Streptophyta; Magnoliopsida; Fagales; Betulaceae. Gene Ontology annotation, molecular function: hydrolase activity, acting on ester bonds. The record is from RefSeq and is a predicted model, not a curated record.